CUGGAAAAAAACGAAGCGAGUGGUGACGUCAGCAGCGUUGUGACAGAGGACGUUGCAGCCAUGGAGGAAGUGAGAGUGUUUCCCCUGACCUGUGUCGUGCAAAAUUAUGCGUGGGGGAAAGUCGGGCAGGACAGCGAGGUGGCCAAACUAGUGGUUGGUGGAGACCCACUAGCUGUCAUAGAGGAUGGCAAGCCUUAUGCAGAGUUGUGGAUGGGUGCCCACCCAAAAGGUGAUGCCCAGAUUAAAGACAACAGGAUCGCGCAGACCACACUGGGCCAGUGGAUCGCCCACUUCCCUGCCUGCCUGGGCUCCAAGGUCAAAGACACUUUCCAGGGUCAGCUGCCCUUCCUCUUCAAAGUCCUCUCUGUCAAUACCGCUCUGUCCAUACAGGCCCACCCCAACAGGGAGUUAGCCGCUCGUCUCCAUGCUCAGUUUCCGGAGCACUAUCCAGACCACAACCACAAGCCGGAGAUGGCCAUCGCUCUCACCCGCUUCCAGGGCCUCUGUGGCUUCAGACCAGUGGAGGAAAUCCUGGGAUUCCUUAAAUCUGUACCAGAGUUCCGUGCUCUGGUGGGCAGUGAGGCAGCGGAGGAGUUGCAGUGCAGCAUGGGAGAUGCGGUUCAUACGAGCCAGGUGCUGAAGAAGUGCUUCACCAGGAUGAUGAACUGUGAGAAGAAAGUCUUCGUAGAUCAGCUGAACAUGCUGGUCAAGAGAGUCACGGAAGAGGGUGCAGCAGGGAAGGACACAUCAAGCAGCAACGGUGACCUGUUGCUCCGCCUCCACUCGCAGUAUCCCGGAGACAUCGGCUGCUUCUCCAUCUACUUCCUCAACCACAUGGUCCUGGAUCCAGGCCAGGCCAUGUUCCUAGGAGCCAACGAGCCUCACGCUUACCUUUAUGGAGACUGUAUCGAGUGUAUGGCCUGCUCGGACAACACGGUGAGGGCCGGUCUUACACCGAAAUACAUCGACGUUAACACGUUGUGUGAGAUGCUCAGCUACAGCCCAGCCCCUGCCAGCUCCAAAAUCUUCCCCUGUGUCCAGGACGCUUCAGACCCCUGUGUGUCCCUGUACGACCCCCCAGUGCCAGACUUCACUGUCAUGAGGAUACAGGUCCCAGCCUCGGUGAAGCAGUACACCGUUGCUCCAGUUGAUAGCGCCAGCGUCCUCCUGGUCAUUGAAGGCGACGCCACGGCAACCUCUGCCGCCGCCCUCUCUGACAUCACGCUGAGGCGGGGAACCGUCCUGUUUGUCUCGGCCAACGAAAGCAUCUCCCUGCACAUCACCUCCCCGUCAGGGAUGAACAUGUUCCGAGCCUGCUGCCUCCUGUAGUUGUGAGUCUGAGUGUGAAAGCUCAGAGUCUGUGUGUUGGUUUUCCUCGGGUUUGACUGCAUUAUAGAUUGAGCCCAAUGAUCGCUGUGCACUUUUGAAUAGUUAGUAUGCUUAAGGAGUUUUCAGACACGAUGUGUACCAACCUCCAGCAUUUUUAGCUUUAAAAUCCAGCAGUAAUCCUUUGCUGCUGGAUUUUAAUUGGUUUUAACUGUCUUUUCUACAUGUAGUGGUGCGAUUACAUCUUAUAGAUACACCAAAUUCUUUAUAGGUGCUGGACAGCGGACACAUACAUAAAAAGUAAAAUAUGUCCACAACACAGGAUAAAUACAAAAGUGCAGUGAUUAAAAUGUUGCAUGAAAGUGAAUUCUUGACAUUUGAAGCAGCAGUUGAGAAAACAACCUCAGCAGGUCAUUUUAGUAGCUGUUCUGGAGCACAGAAAAAAAAUGUAACUUUAACAAUCCUAUGACAACAAGCACUAUCUGCUGAUGAAGAUCAAAGGAUACGAUCAGACGCUCUAGAACAGCUAAUAAAUAAAGCUUUUGGUGAGAUGUUUUCUCAAAAAAAGAAAAUAACUGUCCACUGAUGACGGUGAGAUGAGGUUGAAAGACUGGAAAAAGCAAGCAAAAGGACUCUAAAGUAUUGUUCAUGUGCAAGUUAUAAUUGCCCUUCAGUGUUUCUGACAUGUUUCCUUUUUAUUCCUAAGACACUUUCAGCUGUUUGUUCUUAUCUUCUGGUGUGGGAUAAACAUAAAACACACUAAAGUCAAACAGCACUAAAGCAGGGUGGGGAAUACGUUUACACUGGUGCAGUACACCACCACUCACUGCUUUGUACAACUACAGUACCACCUUCUUGAGGACUGAGCAUGUCUGCUACAUGAGCCAGCAGUUAAGUCUUCCCCCAGUGGUGCAACCAACUGUAAUCAUUUUAGCUUGAACAAUAUCCACCUAUGGAGAAAAUACCUUGUUAUUAUAGUAUAAUACUGAGAUGCCUGUGCAUGUUUUAUUUCAAGCAGUAUUUACUGAGGAGGGCCUUCUGUCCUGACACACCAAAGUAUUACUGCUUUUAACCUUUACCAGCGCAUGUUUACGGUCUGGAAACUUCUCCUCAAAGUAGUGAACAAUCAUAAAAAUGAAAUAAAAAAUAACUUACUUUAGCUUACUAUCUCCAGCCCAUUAAGCACAACGACAUGGGUAUCAGGAAUGCAUACUGAUUAAAUUUCAAACAUCUAUAUAACUGAAAAGGCACUUCUGCUGCUUGUUGCAUAUACAUACAGUCCAAGCCCAUUAACACAGUGGUUCUCAAACCUUUUCACAUCAAGGACCCCUAAACUGGCACAAAUUAGACCAAGUACCCCCAUUUGAUAAGCUUUUGUCCCAGGAUCACUGAUCUGAUAGGAUUUUGGCUUUUAGAUGUUUUUUACAGAAAGUGUAUGGACCAAAAUAGUCAUACAUUCUGUCAUUGUGUUACUUAUGAAUGAAAUUAUAGUGAGAAAAUAAUAAUUCCCCUUUUUGCUGGGGACCCCCUGGAACCCCCUCAAGGACCCCUUGGGUGUCUCCGGACCCCACUUUUUGAACCACUGCGUUAACACAUCCACAUCUUGUACAGUUGUACAACAAAAUGCUGCAUUCAAUUUUAUAGUAUUAUAGGCACAAAUGUGAUUCUGAGUAUUUGAAGCCGCAUUUUUCAGACUUUGCAUGUUUUGUUGUUUGUACUGGUUCAUCAAUAUGUGAUAUUACAUAUUACCAUUGAAAUGAUCCCUGAAACAGCACUGUAUUAUAAGGUGUCACCUGUACAUUAUGAUAUCAUUGGAUGAGUGGUGUAUCGUCACGGUAAAAUCUUUUAUGAUGACCACUUUCCAACAUGUUGGUACAAUACUGUAACUAGAUUAUUUCAUUAUGGUGCAAACGUCUGCAUAAUAUUCCAGUUCAUCCCAGGGUCAAUCUGUAAUUCAAUCAAUCAUGAAGUGGAUUUUCUUGUUACUGUUUUUAUAGGUUAUCUGGAAUCAAAUAUUUGAGAAUGAAUGCCUGUCCACAUACCAUUGAGUAAAUAUUUCUCUGAAUAGUCUGACAUUAGAAACUACAGGUGAACUGGUAGGUGAUGCUUUGACCUACUUCAUGACCAUGUUAGUGGUGUAGGUUGAUUUUUAAGCUUGUCUCUAACACAGAUGCACUAAACCUUUACUUGUUGCUGAGAUUGUUGAACAAUGGAAGGAUAUUAAGAGAAAGAAGGGCAUUUAUAGUUAACAUGACUGCAUUGUUUUGAUUAAAGAACCAUUACCUCAGAUUCAUCCGUCUGUAAGUCUAAAAUUGCCUCUAGUUUUUCUUUGUCAACCCUUUUUUCCAUCUUUUCAAAAUGUUUCAAUUUAGUCAUGUAAUCUCGUAGAGGUUGAUGUUUCAAACAAUAUCCAAUUUAAGCUUUUCAUUUAACUAUCACGCCUUUGUUACUGAUUUUGUUCACCUUUUAGUUUUAAUACUGUACGUCCGGGACAUGCAAAGAAAUCCUUUUUGUUAUUUUUUCUCUUUAACUCAUGUCCUUCAAAUGCACACAAAUGAGAAGUCCACACUGUUUUACCUUAAUUGUUUUAUUUAAUUAUUGUUCUAGGAAUAUGUCUCUAGUGAGGGCAUGGUUUAGCAUUUUUGAUCAUGGUGAUGUUGUAGUCUGGGACUGUAGAGAACAUGUCUAUGUAAAAGUGGUUUAAUAAAGCCGUGUUCUGCUACUA
Messenger RNA from Micropterus salmoides (largemouth bass), 4051 nucleotides. RefSeq names its product mannose phosphate isomerase (gene mpi). The coding region runs from base 61 to 1329 and encodes 422 amino acids. The record is from RefSeq and is a predicted model, not a curated record. Gene Ontology annotation, cellular component: cytosol. Gene Ontology annotation, molecular function: mannose-6-phosphate isomerase activity; zinc ion binding. NCBI's taxonomy places the organism in Eukaryota, Metazoa, Chordata, Actinopteri, Centrarchiformes, Centrarchidae. Gene Ontology annotation, biological process: GDP-mannose biosynthetic process; carbohydrate metabolic process. The transcript has 8 exons.